Molecule: messenger RNA, 2337 nt
Organism: Clupea harengus (Atlantic herring)
Lineage: Eukaryota; Metazoa; Chordata; Actinopteri; Clupeiformes; Clupeidae
Gene: gorasp2
Product: golgi reassembly stacking protein 2
Biological process (GO): Golgi organization
Cellular component (GO): Golgi apparatus
Molecular function (GO): protein binding
Source: RefSeq, a predicted model, not a curated record
GUAACAGCGCAAGUGUAUUCGGUCUUCAUCCAUCCCACUAAAAAAACCUGGCCGACGUGUCGCGCAGCCGCUAGCCCGCUAACACCGGGGAAAUAUAGUUUUAUCACCGGUAAAUAGAAGCGGAGAGCCAUGGGGGGAUCCCAGAGCGUAGAGAUUCCAGGAGGAGGAUCAGAGGGAUACCAUGUCCUUAGAGUCCAGGAGAAUUCGCCCGGCCACCGAGCAGGGCUGGAGCCAUUCUUUGACUUCAUCGUGUCCAUCAACAAUACAAGGCUGAACAAAGACAACGACACACUGAAGGACCUUCUGAAGGCUAACGUGGAGAAGCCAGUGAAGAUGCUGGUGUACAGCAGCAAGACACUGGAGCUGAGGGAGACCACCGUCACCCCUAGCAACAUGUGGGGAGGCCAGGGGCUGCUGGGCGUCAGCAUCCGUUUCUGCAGCUUCGAGGGAGCCAAUGAGAAUGUGUGGCAUGUCCUGGAAGUGGAACCAAAUUCUCCUGCCGCUUUAGCUGGUUUGAGGCCGCACACAGACUACAUCAUCGGAGCCGACACAGUCAUGAAUGAGUCUGAAGACCUGUUCUCCCUGAUCGAGACCCACGAGAGCAAGGGCCUGAAGCUCUACGUCUACAACACAGACACCGACAACUGCCGAGAGGUGGUCAUCACACCAAACAGUGCCUGGGGUGGAGAGGGCAGUCUGGGCUGUGGUAUAGGGUAUGGCUACCUGCACAGAAUCCCCACACGGCCCUUCGAAGAGGGCAAAAAGAUCAGCUUCCCGGGUCACGUCCCCACCGAACCAUCCAGCCCGCUGAAGGAUGGCUUGACAGAGGUGCAGCUCUCAGCAGUAAGCCCUCCUCCGGCCGCACCCACUGCCCCCACUGGCCUGGAGGAUGCCCUCUCAGGCCUGUCCCUCACCUCGGCCACACCCACCAUGCCCAGUGAACUGCACACAGGCGUGCCUACUGUACCCCUGCUGCCCACCCAGGUCCCUCCGUCCCUGGCCUCCAUGCCAGGGGUUAACCCUGCCACCACGCUACCAGGUCUUAUGCCAUUACCUGCAGGCCUGCCACCUCUCCCCAACCUACCCAACCUGCCCAACCUGAACUUCCCGUUACCAGACCUGAGCGCCGUCUCACUAUCGGGCAUCAGUGGCCUCCCAACUACCACUGGUCUACCCCCUCUGGCUGCUCUUGCCCCUCUGCCCCCUCUAAACCUACCUGGCAUGGCCCCUCUAUCCAUGCCCACCAUGAUGCCCACCAUGUUGCCCACCUCCCUGUCCUCCACAUUACCAAGUAUGCCUGCCAUCGGCCUGCCGCCCGUCUCCAUAGCAACUGAGCAGACUCCUUCCCUGAUCCUGGAUGCCAUUCCAGCAGCCAGUGCCCUCGCAGCAAGUCCGGCUCCAGAGGUUACCAGGACAACCGAGGCCGCUGCCCCAGCCCUUUCCCCAAUAUCCACGGAGACGGCAGCUACGGCGACAACAGAAGAUGCUCAACCGGCUGCAGAAUCAUCGUAACAAAGUGCUGUUUUUGUUUUGUUUGUUUCACUAUUCCAUCUUUUUCUUUCGGUUAUGCGCGCGCUCUGUCUCUCUCUCUCUCUCUCUCUUUCUCUCUCUCUCCUCUCACAAGGCAACUGGUCUCUCAUUCUCCAUUUCAUCUCUCUGUCUCAUCAGUCUCUCUCUCUCUCUCUCUCUCUCUCUCUCUCUCCAUCUUUCCAGCAGUUUCUUUGUUACAUUCUCUCAUUCUCUCAAAUGUAUUUAUUUGGCCCCGGAAAAGUAGUGGGCUUCAGACACUCAGAGAGAGAGACUGGCCCAGCUGCUGGAGGCAAGCAGCGCUCGCUGAAGGACGCAUGGAUGAGUUGUAGGAUUCAUGAGUGGACAGCCUCCUUAUAAGUGACCCGCACAGCCUUGAUGUCUCCCCUGUUAACUGUGCCCCCCUCACAUGAUAUUUCUGUCUGGCUUUGUCAUUAAUCUUUUUUUUAUAAAUUGCUUUGGAAUUGAUCAUUAUCUCUAUGUAAUUUUAGUUAUGCCUCGUGAUUGUAUUUUUUUUCUUUUUCUCAGAGAAUCAUGAUAUUGCAUUUUUGCACCAUAUUUGUAAUUAAUUUAGUUCUGAUUUUUCAUAUAAUUAUCCUCGUGCACAGUCCGUCGAGACACUCCAUUCCCACGUUACAGAAGCGGGCGCACGGAGUUGUCGCACGGUAAUUCCUUGGAGAAUGAUUCACACGCUGACGGGCCGCUGGGGUGCUGGCGCGAGGAAGCGCCUGGGUUGGAGGGGAGAGAAAUGUAAAAAUGGUUCUUUUCCCGUUCACGCGAGCAAUAAACUACACGGGAUUUUACACGAAA